AUGUUGACCUCCGGUUGGAGAUUGGCAGUGUGUGUUUGCUUUUUGACUUUUUUUCCAGUUCUGUCUGUGGAGCCGAAUUCACCACAGAUAUUCAGAGGAGAGACGGUUACACUCACAUGUAGGAUUUCAGGAGGAAAUGGACCGUACUACUGGAACAAAGAUGGUGUUAAUGUUCACAGUUCUGCUGAAAAUUUCUACACUAUAAAAGUAGAUCAGAGUCACAAAUACAGAUGUUUCGGGUCUGUUGAUGGACGGACAACAACAGGGAGUAAUGAAGUGACUCUCUCAGUGAUAGAGAGACCAAAAGCCGUUCUGACUCUGCAGCCUGAUGGACAGAUAUUCAGUGGACAGGAAGUCACUUUCACAUGUGAAAUACGAGGACAUGUAGAGACUGAGUGGACGUACAACUGGUAUAAAGAUGGUGGCCAAAUAUUCUUCUACACUAAGAGCAGGCAAUAUUCAUUCCGUCCUGUAGAGUCUCUCAGCGCUAAAUACACCUGCACCGGAUGGAGAAGAAGCGACUCUCAGACCUCAGAGACCAGCAACACUGUUACACUCACUGUGUCAGAAAAACCCAAACUGACUGUGAGAGUGAAUCCUCAGAGCUCCGUCUACACUGGAGACAGAGUUACUCUGAACUGUAAUCUGCUGUCUAAUGGAUGGACUUUUCUCUGGUACAAAGAUCGAGUCCAAGUAGCUGAAGACACCGACACACUCCAUGAUACAGUCUCUAAUGCAGGAGAAACAGUGUAUCAGUGUAAAGCACGCAGAGGAAACUACGACUCAGAGCUCAGUGAUCCAGUUACAGUUACAGUUAGAGCGCUCCCAAAACCUGUGGUGUCCAUAAAUCCUGAUGAACAGGUGUACAGAGGAGAGACUGUCACUCUCAGAUGUGACAUACAGGAUGAAGAGGACUCUGACUGGAUCUACAGCUGGAAUAAAGAUCGUUCUUUUGUCAGUAGUGAACAGGAGUACAGAAUCAGUAGUGCUGAAACAUCUCAUGCAGGUAAAUACACCUGUAGAGGAAGAGAGAGAGGAGGCUCACACUCCUCACACACCAGUGAUGCUGUUACACUGACUGUAUCAGAAAAACCUAAACCUGAACUCACACCAAGUCUCAAAGGAGCUGUACUGAAAGGAACCUCAGUGACUCUGUCCUGUACACUGAAGCUGCAGUCUGCUGGAUGGAAGUUUUACUGGAUCAAACCCACACAGAGCACUGAGACUGAGACUGAAGCUGAAACAGACUACUACACUAACACAUACAGCGCAGUUAGUGUCUCUGAUGGAGGUCAGUACAGGUGCAGAGCUGGAAGAGGAAACCCAGUCUACUACACACACUACAGUGAUGCACUCUGGGUAAAUGUUUCUGAGAGUCCUAAAGCUGUGGUGACCAUAAAGCCUGAUAAACAUGUGUUCAGCGGAGAGACUGUGACUCUCAGAUGUGAAAUACAGGGAGGAGGAGACACUGAGUGGACAUACAGCUGGUAUAAGAAAGAUAACACAUUCUACCCAUACCGCACAACACAGGAGUUCAGCUUCAGCUCAGUUAGAAAUGAUGACAGUGGUGAAUACACCUGCAGAGGGAGGAGAAGCAGUGACUCUCAGAGCUCAGAGAUCAGUGAUGCUGUUACACUCACUGUAUCAGGUGAGUGUGUGAGUUUGUUUUAUCUUGUCAUUAAUUACAUGUAACAAGAUUACCACUCUAUGAUUUUAUUUCUUUUUUUUCAUCUGUUGUCCAUCAGAUGCAGCAGAGGCAGUAGUGAGUGUGUCUCCACUGCGCUGGCUGACUGAAGGAGACUCAGUGACUCUAAGCUGUGAGGUUAAACACUCCUCUACAGGCUGGACAUUCAGCUGGUACACAGAGGUUCCCUCCAGAGACAGUCAGGGUUCCCUCAGGUACAGUACAGCGCUCCUCUCAGACAGCAGCAGAGGAUCUGGAGGCUCCUACACUCUCAGUCCUGUUACUGUGAAUCACACAGGAGUUUAUAUGUGCAGAGCAGAGAGAGGAGAACCAGUCUUUCACACACGGGACAGUAACCUACAGCCACUGUGGAUCACUGGUGAGGAAAUAAAUCAACAAUAGAGUUUAGUUGGAGUGUAGCAAAUGUACAUUUAUUAAUAUUAAGUGUUGUAUAUGUGCUAAUGUAUUGUGUAAUAACUGUUUAUAUUUAAACUCCUUAGUGAGGAAUGUGUAAAGCAGCUGAAUAAGCACCUGAUAGUAGAUUUUUAUUCAGAUAUCAUUGUCUAAUCAGAGCAAGUAUUAGUGCUGUGGUAAUUUUAAUGUUACACAUGUUUACUAAACUGUACACUGAAAUUAACAUCAUGAUAAAAUACAUGUUAAUUUUCAGAAUAAGAUCUGAAUUAUAGUGUGUGUGUUUCAGGUGAAUCUCCUCCAGUGUCU
Ictalurus punctatus (channel catfish) is the source of this 2404-nucleotide messenger RNA. Its product is annotated as carcinoembryonic antigen-related cell adhesion molecule 5. The record is from RefSeq and is a predicted model, not a curated record. Gene Ontology annotation, biological process: cell surface receptor signaling pathway. The transcript is spliced from 7 exons. Gene Ontology annotation, molecular function: transmembrane signaling receptor activity. The coding region runs from base 1 to 1692 and encodes 563 amino acids. Lineage: Eukaryota; Metazoa; Chordata; Actinopteri; Siluriformes; Ictaluridae.